This is a messenger RNA of Trichomonas vaginalis G3, 2994 nucleotides long. RefSeq lists its product as uncharacterized. The transcript has a single exon. Bases 1 to 2994 code for a protein of 997 amino acids. Gene Ontology annotation, molecular function: lipid binding. The record is from RefSeq and is a predicted model, not a curated record. Lineage: Eukaryota; Parabasalia; Trichomonadida; Trichomonadidae.
AUGUUUCCUAUUUACCUUUGCAUUGCUUCUUGCUUUUCAUAUAUCGGGCUUGGAGAAGAGCAAUGUGAUUUCAAAUGUUGGAUUCGAAAACUCAAUAUUUCUAUUGAUGGAUUUAGUACAGAAACGUCAUUUUUAGGUAUUAAAUACGAGAUAGAUAUUAACAAUAUUAAAGUAUAUGGAAUGGAUUUGAGCUAUCUUGAUAGUGAAUUCUAUCCAGAUCCGCAUAUUGUACAAAAUGGGCUCGAGUUCGAGUUUGAUUUACAAGCCUCAUCGGAUUUUACAUUAGUGAUUAGCACAGGAAGUACCAAACUUGUUAAUGCUGCAAUCCAUGCAACAAUUACAGAAGUUGAUGCUCAAAUUGGUUUAGAUUUUAUAAAGGAUGAGUUUGGUUUAAUCAAAGCUGUCAUUUCUCCUGAAGACAGAUGUUCCAUAAAAAUGAAUUCAAUCAAACUUGAGGCGCAUUUCUCAUCUGCGAUCGAACAAAAGAUUUUUGAUUUAUUAGAUGGCUUUAUUGAGAAUCAAUUAAAGCAAAGAAUAGGACCAAUAGUGUGUACCCAAACACAUGAUCUAAUAGGAACUGAAAUUACUCAAGCAUUUGAAUCCGCAAACAAGAUAAUUCGUCCUUACUUAAAUGGAACGUCACCUAUUGUAAUACCCAUUGAUCCAGAUAUGUCUGAUCUUAGGAAAUCGGAUAUUGUUGAUGUUCUCAGACUUGUACUUACAAAUUUCACUGGUACGAAUGGUCCUCUAAAUCUCAAUGCCCUAGUAAACAGAUUUACUAACGGAAUGGGAAAAAUUAAUCUUGCACAAAUCUUGAAUUAUUUCAAUUCCACCAAACCUUUAGAGAUAUCUGCACCGAUUCCAAACCUUAAUACAACCCUCAACCUUACGUUGCUUGACCUCAACCUCUCAGGCUUAAACACUUGGCAAGAUUUUACAAUUCUUGAGCCAGAAAGUGAAUAUAUAUUAGACACUCAUACUGGAAUGGAUGCUUUAGGUAUCAACUUAACAUUUAUGAUUAAUGUUUCAUUUAACGGCACAACAAUCUCCACCGGCGAUUCUUAUCUCUCAGAAAUUGGAGAUCUAGACCUUUAUAUCACUAAGAACAAGAUGAUGAUGAAAGCUCAGAUUGCCCACAAAAAAGACUAUGGCCUGAAUUGGACCGAUCCACAAUGCAUCAACCUAGGUUGUAUCGAAUCACUUCUUUCUCCGCAUGGAACAGGCCUCACUUACCUCUUCUUUAACACAUCUAUUGAUAGCCUAUCUAUUGAAGCUGGUACUGGUGAUAUGGAGGCAGAAAUUCGCAAAUUCAUAAACAAUAUUGUUAAGUUCUUUGUUGACAACUACAGGCCGAUUCUUCCUACAUUUGUCACGUCUUUUGUCAACAGUUACGGUACAUCCAAGCUGAAUGCACUUAUCACAGAGGAACUCUCAAAAGCCGACUGUAAGUAUAUUGCUGAGGAUCCAUAUAAAGAUUUUGUUCUUUGGACAACAGUUACAGCUGCAUCAGGUGCACUCGCCAUCUCUCUCAUCAUUUUCCUGAUUAUGAGGCCAAGCCUUCAGAAGAAGACUGAGUUAGAAUCCAAGAUUAAGUCGCUCGAGUCAUUGAACUCCCUAUCCAAGAUAACUGAAGAAGGUUCCAUCAAAGGCUGUUGGGGAAAGUUCCUCAGGACAGACGACCAGAGCUCCCUUUUAAUGACAAGUAAGCUUUCAUCAACAACAAGGAUAUUGAUGCCUCUCCUGGUUCUCCUCAACAUUGCUGUAUUCAUAUCAUCAAAUACGGGCAUUGGUGCUUCUGUUUUCUGUAAAUUUAUGAUUGGAACCGACAAGCUUGUUUCCCUUCCAUCAAUUGAAGAUUUCUCGCUUAUCAACUCAAUUAAGGAGAUGUGGGAGGCGAAGACGUACUUCCUCUCUGUCCUUAUUGCCGUCAUGUCUUGUGCAUGGCCUUAUAUGAAACUGUUGAUGAUGCUUGGAUGCUGGUGCCUCCCGUCCCCGGCUAUGAAACCUGAGAGAAGAGAGAAGUGGCUAAGAUUCUUGGAUGCACUUGGCAAGUGGAGUUUGGUUGACUCUUUUGUCAUGGUGUUGAUGCUCAUUGCAUUUAAUUUCGAUCUCUACUUCCCUAUUAUAUCAGGAAUGAUCGAUUCUCCUUUCUCCAUCCAUCUCUGGGUCUACCCAGCCUACGGAUUUCUCACACUGAUGCUAGGUACUGUCAUCUCUCUUGCCCUUUCCCAUGUCAUGUUAGCGCUUGAGAGAAAAGUUGACUCUCCUGAAGAAAAGAUUGAAACAGAAAGUCUGAAAGAAAAGAACUCCCUCGCUAAAUACGUUAGUAACAAGUUCUAUAAGGUCAUCCCAGUCAUAUUGAUUUUGAUCAGCGGAGGAUUACUUGGUAUUGGCUUAGUUUCUAUUUCUUUCUCUUUCAACUUCGUAGGAUUGGCUGGAUAUGCACUCAAUUUACUCGAUACCCCUCAUGAAAAGCAUUACUCCGUAAUUGACUUGGCUCUGAAGCUUCCUGAUGCAGCCCAAUACCCAAACUCGUUCACAAUUAGAUUCACUCAGGCCCUCUACAUUGUGAUCGCUAUCAUAAUGCCUAUAAUGCACGUUGUGACUCUAUUCAUUAUGUGGGUGAUCCCAAUGACGUAUAGAGCACAGAAGAGGAUAUAUGUUGCAGCAGAAGUUAUGUACGCUUGGGCUUGCUUAGAUGUUUUCAUCAUUUCUAUUUUAGCUGCAGUUCUGGAAAUUUCUCAAUUUGCAAGGUUUAUGGUCGGAGAUAAAUGCGAUCAAAUUGAUCCGAUUAUAAAGAUGUUCUUCGCAAAUGAGCCAUUAAUAAACGGUCAUGAAACUUGUUUCGAUGUUGUUACUACCUUGAAUGAAGGCUCUUGGUAUCUUUUCUCUGCAGCAGUUGCGCAUACAAUCGCAACACUGUUGGUGAAUUUCUUCGCGAGAAAAGCUCUCGAUGAAAGAAAAGGAAAAGCUCAAUAUCAAUCUAUUGUUUAA